Aspergillus sclerotioniger CBS 115572 is the source of this 1961-nucleotide messenger RNA. Its product is annotated as putative pantothenate transporter. Gene Ontology annotation, cellular component: membrane. Gene Ontology annotation, biological process: transmembrane transport. Lineage: Eukaryota; Fungi; Ascomycota; Eurotiomycetes; Eurotiales; Aspergillaceae. The coding region runs from base 444 to 1961 and encodes 505 amino acids. Gene Ontology annotation, molecular function: transmembrane transporter activity. The transcript has a single exon. The record is from RefSeq and is a predicted model, not a curated record.
GUUGUGGUAUUCAUGUGGUGGGUGUGAUGGAUGUGUGGUUGUGUGGUUGUGUGUGUGCUUGAGAUGGAUGAAGUCGUUAACACGGUCAAUUAAGUAUGGGAUGUGAUCUGCGGAUGGCGAGUGGAGGCGGUUAGGGCCCGGAGGAGCUCCGCCCUCAUCUUCCUUGUUGUGUUGCACUCCUCCCCUCCUCCCCUCCUCCACUCCUCCAUCUCGACGGCCAUCUGACAGAUAACGCUAGUGCACUCCUCCCGUCUUAUCUGUUGCUUCAACCAAUGACUCACAGUGUUUCGUAACAGCCUGACCCACCUCAAUAGCCGGUCGGCAUUCCAGAUGUUCGAUCCCAAUCCUUUGCCAAGCUCGAUAAAUUGGCUGUCUUUUGAUGUACCUUAAUAUCAAGUCUCUUCCCAGGCCUCAUCCAUUCUCGCCAAGCAUCCAUCAAGACCAUGGAACUGGACAAGAAACGCCCCUCGUCCAUCAAGUCGGAGGGCAAUGUCUCCGCAGAAGGACAAGUCGAUGACAUCCCUACUGCUGCAUAUCAACGCAUGCCAGAGUCUCUGCGCAGUCUGGGGCAAGAUGAAAUUGAUCGUCUCAAUCAAAAGAUCGUCCGCAAGGUCGACCUCAUGGUUCUCCCCACCAUCGGUAUCCUGUACAUCCUGAACUACAUCGACCGUCAGAACCUCGCUGCAGCCAAACUGCAAGGCAUCACCGAAGACCUCAACAUGACCACCGACCAGUUCGCCACGGCUGUCUCCAUCCUCUUCGUCGGCUACCUCCCCUUCCAGAUCCCUAGCAACCUCCUGAUUACCAAGAUCUCCCGCCCCGGCAUGUACAUCUGCCUGGCCGUGUCCAUCUGGGGAUGCAUCUCCGCCGCCACCGCCGCCGUCCACAACUACAGCCAGCUACUCGCCGUGCGCGCCGUCCUGGGCAUCGCCGAGGCCGUCUUCUUCCCAGGGGCCAUCUACUACCUGUCGGCAUGGUACACCAAAGCCGAGCUAGGCAAACGCAUUGCCGGUCUAUACAUCGCCCAACAAAUUGGCAACGCCUUCGGGGGUCUCUUCGCCGCCGCCAUCCUCCAACUCGACGGCGUCCACAACAUCGCCGGCUGGCAAUGGCUCUUCAUCAUCGAGGGCUCGGCCACCGUAGGCAUCGGGAUCAUCUGCGCCUGCAUCAUGCCCGAAUUCCCACACAACAGCCGCAUUCUCUCCCCAAUUGAGCGCGAUCUAGCCGUCUGGCGGAUUGAAUCCGAAGCUGGCGCCGCCGAAUCCAACGAAACCACGCCCCUGUUGCAAAGCUUCCUAUCCGCUCUAUCCGACCCUAAACUCCUCCUCCUCAUCCUCUCCAACAUGCUCUCGCAAGUCCAAGGCUCCAUCGCCAACUACUUCCCUACCCUCGUCGACUCCCUUAAUUUCUCCUCCACCAUCAGCCUCCUCCUCACCGCGCCUCCCUACAUCCUCGCCGGAAUCGUCUACUACGCCGUGAUGUUCUGGUCUGAUCGCCACAACACCAUCUACCCCAUCAUCCUCAUCCUCCUUUCCAUCUCCAUCGCCAUGUACAUCAUCCUCCUGAGCACCUUAAACAUUGGUGCCCGCUACUUCGCCAUGAUGAUCCUGCCUUUUGCAUCCGUGGGUCCUCAACUCCUGCUUUAUAAGACGAUUAACCUCCACCUCGCUCGGCCGGUGGCAAAACGCGCCGCUGCUUCAGCGUUGGUGAAUGCCAUUGGCGGAACGAGUAACAUCUGGGCCUCGUAUUUGUAUUACUCCAGUCCGCACUUCUAUGCCGCGUUCGGGACGUUGUUGGCCGCGGCGGUGCUGUUGGCUGCUACGGUGACGGUGUAUCGGUGGUGGGUGUUGCGAGAGAAUCGAUGGUUGGAUUCGGGGGAGCCGGAGUUGGUGGCUAGGGCUAUGAGGGGGGGUGUGACACAGGAGAUGGUGCAGAUGGGGUGGAGGUAUGAGAUGUAUUGA